This is a messenger RNA of Thunnus maccoyii (southern bluefin tuna), 3725 nucleotides long. RefSeq names its product potassium voltage-gated channel, Shal-related subfamily, member 3 (gene kcnd3). Gene Ontology annotation, cellular component: voltage-gated potassium channel complex; neuronal cell body; membrane. The transcript has 9 exons. NCBI's taxonomy places the organism in Eukaryota, Metazoa, Chordata, Actinopteri, Scombriformes, Scombridae. Gene Ontology annotation, biological process: potassium ion export across plasma membrane; protein homooligomerization. The coding region runs from base 373 to 2307 and encodes 644 amino acids. The record is from RefSeq and is a predicted model, not a curated record. Gene Ontology annotation, molecular function: protein binding; A-type (transient outward) potassium channel activity.
AGAGAGAGAGAGAGAGAGCUGCUCCUCCUCCUCCUCCUCCUCCUCCUCUGUCUCUUCCCACCACUCAUCCCGAAAAGCCAAGGUACGACGGUCUUGUCGGCGGACUCCUCUCAUCAUUUCUCUCCUCGCAUAAUGGAAACUGAAUUACAGCAGCUGUGACACGCUUUCAUAAAUAUCCAAACCUACGACGACUUGUAACUCAACUGCUUUGGAACAAGGUUUCUUUGGAUGGAGAAUUUUAAAUCGCGCUCCCCUCCUUCUUACCCUCACAGACUCCUUCCCUCUCUUCCUUUAGAUGGUGAAUGAGCUGAAGUCAAGCUGGUUGUGAAGGUGCUGGACUUGUUCCCCCCUACGCCCCAGGCCGGACACAGCAUGGCAGCGGGAGUAGCGGCAUGGCUUCCCUUUGCCCGGGCGGCAGCAAUUGGCUGGAUGCCCGUGGCCAAUUUGCCCAUGCCAGUGGCGCCCACUGAGAAGAACAAGCGGCAGGAUGAGCUAAUCAUUCUCAAUGUCAGUGGACGGCGCUUCCAGACCUGGAGGAACACAUUGGACCGCUAUCCAGACACCCUGCUGGGCAGCUCGGAGAAGGAGUUCUUCUACAAUGAAGAGACCAAAGAGUACUUCUUUGACCGGGACCCUGACGUGUUCCGCAGCGUGCUCAAUUUCUACCGCACAGGCAAGCUCCACUACCCGCGCUACGAGUGUAUCUCCUCCUAUGAUGAGGAGCUGGCUUUCUUUGGCAUCGUCCCAGAGAUCAUCGGUGACUGCUGCUACGAAGAGUACAAGGACAGGAAGAGGGAGAAUGCAGAGCGUCUGAUGGAUGACCAAGAGGACAACAAGGACGCUAAGCUGCCCAACAUGACCUUCCGGGAGACCAUGUGGCGGGCUUUUGAGAACCCCCACACUUCAACCAUGGCCCUUGUCUUCUACUACGUCACUGGCUUCUUCAUAGCUGUCUCUGUCAUCACCAAUGUGGUGGAGACGGUGCCCUGCGGCUCUGUGCCCAACCAGAAGGAAGUGCCAUGUGGUGAACGCUACACCGUGGCCUUCUUCUGCAUGGACACGGCCUGCGUCAUGAUCUUCACCGUGGAGUACCUGAUGCGCUUAUUUGCUGCGCCCAGCCGCUACCGCUUCAUGAGGUCCGUUAUGAGCAUCAUCGAUGUGGUGGCCAUCUUGCCCUACUACAUCGGCCUGGUGAUGACUGACAACGAGGACGUGAGUGGCGCUUUUGUGACACUCCGUGUUUUCCGUGUGUUCCGUAUCUUUAAGUUCUCCCGGCACUCGCAGGGCCUGCGCAUCCUGGGCUACACGCUGAAGAGCUGUGCCUCGGAGCUGGGCUUCCUGCUCUUCUCCCUCACUAUGGCCAUAAUUAUCUUUGCUACCGUCAUGUUCUACGCAGAGAAGGGGUCAAGCUCCAGCAAAUUCACCAGCAUCCCAGCCUCCUUCUGGUACACCAUCGUUACUAUGACAACACUCGGGUAUGGAGACAUGGUUCCUAAGACGAUUGCGGGGAAGAUCUUUGGUUCAAUCUGCUCUCUGAGUGGGGUGCUGGUAAUUGCCCUGCCUGUCCCUGUCAUCGUGUCCAACUUUAGCCGCAUCUAUCACCAGAACCAGAGAGCAGACAAACGGCGGGCGCAGAAGGUACAGAAAGCCCGCUUGGCCAGGAUACGAAUAUCCAAGACAGGAAGCUCCAAUGCCUUCCUCCACAGCAAGCGCAACGGCCUGUUCAACGAAGCUCUGGAGCUCACGCAACUUCCAUACAAGAUGAACCUUUCAGAUCAGAGUUCCACUGAAGAGGAGCAGAGGUUAAGCAAGUCUGCCUCUCUAUUAGAGAGCCAGCACCACCACCUGCUGCACUGUCUGGAGAAAACCACUAACCACGAGUUUGUGGACGAGCAGUAUUACCAGCAGAGCUACCUGGAGGCAGGGCUGCAGAAUUACCCGUCUCGAAGCCCCUCCCUCUCCAGCCAAGAUGGCGUGACGGGCACAUGCUGCACCCGCCGAAGCAAGAAGCACCACACCCCUUUACCGAACGCCAGUGCCCCAGCACACAUGCAGCCUUUGACGCACACGCACACACACCAACAAGGCUUGCAGGAGCUCAGCACCAUCCACAUCCAGCCCCUCAGCACCAGCCGCUCCAGUCUGAACAUGCGCGUAGACGAGCAAGCACCCCUGAACUGCCAGAGCAGCCAGAUCACCACAGCAAUCAUCAGCAUUCCCACGCCGCCAGUGACAACUCCUGAGGGAGAUGCUCAUCUGCCCGCAGGCCCCGCCCACCAGAACGUUGUGAAGGUGUCCGCACUGUGAAGACUAGAGUGCAGGCGCGUCACACAGAAAGACAGAUAAAAGACUCAUCGAGACAGACUGAGGGACAGAGGAGGACUGGGAAUGAUGGAGGAGAAGGCAUUCAGAGUCCUAGUCUGGCCGUGGUGGAGCCUGCCCUCUGCUGGUCAUGUACUGUAACGACAUGGACUCCCUGUACAGACGGAGGAUGGCUUUUAGAUACAGUACGUUCAUGUUAACGGUUGGCAUGCAUGUGUGUGCGUAUGCAAGUGUGUGUGUGGGUGAAAGAGUGGGAAAUAUGUUUAGGGAGUUGUUUUAGAUGAGGAGGCGUUUGAGAAUGUGCCUCUCGAGAGUUCCCAGAGUAAGUCAUGUGUCACUGAGCACAAAGCACCUUUUUAUGAUUUUCGCUUAAGUUUGACUCUCAUUGUCUUUUUUUUAGCAGGAGACAUAAGGGAAAAAAAGAACAAAACUCAAAUGAAAAGAAAGAAAACAAUACUUUAUCAAAACCAUUUUCCACUGAUUUAACCCUGCCCUUUUGUUUUGUGUCAUUUUGGUCCACUUACACUGUUGAUAGAUAAAUACGCCACCAUUCAUUCCUUUUUAAGGUCCAAUAUUAUUCCACUUGAGUGAUAAAUCUUUAAAAAUGACAUAUGGUAGGCUUGUCUGUGAUGGCGUUACCAAUGAGUUUCAUAUUUGUGAAUGAGUGUAUGUGAAUAUUUGCUAGAUAGAGGAAUUGUGACGUUUUGGAUAGGAGGUAUGUGCCUGUGUGUGUGUGCGUGUGUGUGUGUGUGUGUUUGUGUGAAUGUGUUUGUCUCAGUUCAUUGAAAACUUGUUUCAAUUCUUCUGGAAGUCUCUAUGGCUCAGUAUAUGGUAUAUUUGACUAGCUGCCACUCUGAAGGGUUCAUUGUACACAUUUCUGUCCAAAAUUCUCAGCUACAAGCCUUUUUACACAAUAUGUGCCUGUUCUGCUGAAGUAAAAACAGAUUUAUUUGUUUUUAUAGUUUUCUGAAAUUUCCGCCCCCCCCCCCCUCAUUCUUUUCCCCUUUGGCUCUUACAGCCCAACGGACCUCAAAUAACGCAAUUCUCUAACAAAGAAACCAAAAAAAAAAAGAAAAAAAAAAAGUACAUUUUGAAUUCAAACCACCACAAUUAAAAGCACAAGGCAUUUUCUGAGAAUUUCUGACACUAAUCUGUCCUGAGCCCGGGUUCUUUGUGAAUAUUGUUAAUAGAAUAUUUUGUAAUAUUUGACCAUCGUUUGGCAGAACCAGUGAAGCUGUCCUCUCGUUCUCUCUCUCUCUCUCCCUCACUCUGUCUUUCUCUCUUCCUCUCUCUCCUCUCUCUCCUCUCUCUCCUCUCUCUCUCUCUCUAUCUCUCUCUCUCGUUGUUGUCCUGUUGUAUCCCUACCUCCUGUGUGAACAACAGUAUGCUUUCAGUAGUCUUUA